ACUACACGUUCUAUCAUCUUUUCGCGGUUAAGCACAUUCCCUUAAGAACCUCAACUGGUACGAAGGCAGAAGUGCGAAUUAAGAAAGGCGCAAUGUCCAAAACAAAAAUAUUUUUGGUCGGGAUAGUGGUCUAUGCGGAGAUAGUGGCGAGCUGUGGGGGCAAAGGAAAUAAAUGGGACCGUUUGCUGGUGAAUUUCAAGAAGCAAACGCCACUUCCUCGGACGGAAGAUCAAGCUUUAAAAGAGGGAUGGAGAAACGACGCUUCGUGUGAAUCCAAAAAUCCAUUUUAUGGAAACAGAUAUGUUAAGGGCAACGAUAUUUCUACGCGGUUGUUGUUUGAUUCUGCAGGAAACCUCGCUGGAAUACAAGGAACGAUUACCGAAUCCGACGAUCUUAUUCUCUCACCCACCCGACCCCGACCGUCGGCGUUUGUGAAGGAUGAUCAUGGCCACUACCUUUUGACGGCGUACUUCACUAAAAAGCCCAAAGACAUAUGCAAGAAAAAGCCUCGAAGUAAAAAUGAGGACAGUCUUGUCAUUCAGACCAGUGAUAUCAGAUUGUGUGGCAAACCACAAUUCAUGGAAAUUCCUCUUGAGGAGAAGAAACUUGACAGCAGAUGGGUGGAGGGACGUUGCGUCUCAAAGAUGGGAGUCCAUUACUGGUACGAUAUUUCCGAAAACAUGCACUGUGACCAGUCCUACCCGGUGUUUUUGUUGUAUGAUCAGGUGACUCGCCGGCUCAAGUCGUUUGGUUGGGCAGCACUUGCUAACCUCACGAGUCCUUUGUGGGAGCACCCGCCAAUUCCGAGUUUGUCGCACUUCUUCAAACCACCGAUACCCAAAUGUUUAAUGAGCAGAGAAGUGAUUUCAACACAGCAUGUUUAUCUCACCGAUCCGACUCAGCUAACUUGCAGCAACCCCGCCGCAGGGAAAAGAGCGAUCAUUUAAUCACUUGAUGGUAGAGCACGUGACAAGAGUCUCAGUUCACGGUCAGCACACAUGAUUGUAUUUAUCCGAUGGUCAUUUCUGAUAUGUGAAUAAAUGAAAAUAAGCUGAUAAA
Stylophora pistillata is the source of this 1059-nucleotide messenger RNA. RefSeq lists its product as uncharacterized. The record is from RefSeq and is a predicted model, not a curated record. Lineage: Eukaryota; Metazoa; Cnidaria; Anthozoa; Scleractinia; Pocilloporidae.